This is a messenger RNA of Cylas formicarius (sweet potato weevil), 9691 nucleotides long. Its product is annotated as F-box only protein 21-like. Gene Ontology annotation, molecular function: protein binding; DNA binding. The record is from RefSeq and is a predicted model, not a curated record. NCBI's taxonomy places the organism in Eukaryota, Metazoa, Arthropoda, Insecta, Coleoptera, Brentidae. The coding region runs from base 64 to 1905 and encodes 613 amino acids. The transcript has 7 exons.
CAUAAUAUGUAGCAAAUUGAUAGGAGAUUGUAUUUUCCUCGGAAAGAGAAUUUUUUAAAAGCAAUGGAAAGUUUACCAGUCGAAUUGAUAGAAAAUAUCUUAAUAUAUCCGAAACUCUCCGUUGAAGAUCUGGUAAACGUCUCCAUGACAUGCCAGCAGUUGCAUAGGACUAUAACCAACAAUAACAGAAUAUGGAAAAAGAAAUUGUUUCAGAAGUGGCCAGAAUUGGAGAAAGUGUUAGACAAUCGGCAGCUAAUAUAUCAACAUGAAGUGCGUUAUAUUUACGAAUUAAAAAAGCGAACCAGGACUAUGCUGGAGAAGAUGCCACCAAGGUUUUAUAAAAAAUAUGAAAUAUCAGAAUCAGAUUUGCACGAAUGGAAUAUUGUCUUGGGCGAGAGAGAAGAAGUUUAUAAUUAUUUGGUGUUGGACUUGAUGGAGAUUGUCAAUACUGAGGAACCUAUUCACAGUAUCGAAGUUGUCCCACUGAAUACCCUAGGCAAUUUGACUCUCCGAUACUAUGCAGGCAAAGUGUUGCGCUACAUCCGUCAAAUCCAUCUCGCGAAAGUGUGGAAGAAUUACAUAUCUCAGUCCCCUCAGAGGCAAAUUUUAGAAGUAGGCGCUGCCUUUGUAGCCCAGUGGUGCCAGCCGAACAUAGAAAUUCAACCAGAAGAAAUAUCUGGAAGGUUGGAUCAAAUCUCUCUGGAGGUUAUGGAACAUUUAAAGAUUAUGUAUCCGAAGCAUCCCCUCUUUAAAGCUACGGCCCAACAGCUCGCCCUCUGGCGGGUCGAAAUUCGUCCUAAAAAUCAGUGGGAAGAUGAGGACUGCAGGCAAAUUAUCACCACCAUGAGAGAGGUAAUUUUCCAAAAGAUGGGGUUUUCCGGCUACGCUCACGCAUUGCCGCCAUACAGCGUCCCGCAAGACUCCUACAUCAACGUCGUACUUGAGACCCGUAGAGGUUUGGCAAUAACUUUGGCCAUUAUUUUCGAAGCGGUGGCCAGACGACUGGGACUGCGCUGCGAGCCCAUCAUUUUCCCAUCCCAUUUUUUGUUGAGGUUUUGCGAGGGAGUCGACCCGGACUCCGAUUGGUACUACAUUGAUGUCUUUAACGGAGGUCAGAUUGUGAGAAAGGGUUCGUGUCCCCAUAGUAGAUUUUCUGGUACGCGAAACAUGUUCCCAAUGGCCACGGCGGAACAGGUUAUUGAGAGGAUAGCCAACGACCUGGAAGUGUUGGCAAGGCAAGCUCACCAUCCGAACGGUCGAAUAACUAGACUCAGGUCCAGUUUAGAAAUGCUCAAGCUGGUUAACCCAAAGGAUAUUUCCGCUCUGGUCAGUUUGGCCAGGCUUUAUAUGCUUCACAAUAUGGACACGAAGCCGCUGGAGAAGUUUCUGUUGAUGCAACAAUUUGAGGUGCCCGAACAGGCACAAAGGGUGGUGCACAUGUUGCGCGAUUACCAGGCGCAUCACUCAACGAAAGACGAGAACCUUUUCGGGCAGGUUGAGUCAGCGCAACGGACCAAGAAUAUCAAGUACGCAGUUGGUAUGGUCAUGGAACACCAGACGUUGAGCUACAAGUGUGUUAUAUGUGACUGGGAUCCUGUUUGCUUGGCCGCCGUCGAGUGGCAGGUGCAAAACAAUGUCGACAGGCUUCUUUUAAAAGAUGACCAGCCAUUCUACAACGUGUUAGUCGAAGAUGGCUCUCAUAGAUAUGUCGCUCAAGAGAAUUUGAAACCUACGACGAGCAAGGGAGCGCUACACCUAAACGAUGACGUAGGCAGACAUUUCUCGCAUUUUUUCCAGACUCAUUAUGUACCUAACGCGGAAAAGGAGAAAGAGUACCCGGAAGACCAAAGAGUACGGUUCCGGUUUCAUCAUGAACGCGUUCUCGAAUUCUACGAAUUCGAAUAGAAGUGUCGGCAUAUAUAUUUCCACAUUUAUGUUUCCUUGGGUUGGUGAAUGUUUUUUUAUGAUUUUGCGUCUGUAGACGUGUUGCAGUACUGACACCUUACCGAUGCAAUCGAGGGGUCGUACUGAAUAGGGUAGCGGUGUUGCCUGUUUUAAAACAAACCGAAUUACCAGGGUAACAGCUGUUUAAUUCGCUUAUAUUCAAUAAAUUUUUUGAAUGACGAAAAUUUUACAAAUCAUGGCGGCACUCUACUCUGGUUUUGUUGUACAUUUGUACAUUUUUCAUUAUUAUUGCGGGGUAUUUCGAGUAUUAUUAGAGAUAGAGCGAUGCAUUUUGCGUGAAACAAAAGAUGCCUUUUUCAAACUAGCCCGAGCUAGCAUUUUUUUUUUUUUUGAGGUACAGGGAGACACAAAAUUUGGUCAUUUCAGUUAGUUAUCCUUUGUAUUUUAAACAACCUGUGUCAGUAUGAGAGGACGAAAACGAAAUCUUAUAGAUUUUUUACCCAAAACUCCAGGGGCGUACUCAGAUUUUUUGUACAAAAUACAAUUUUUGAAUGGAUACAGUGGGGUAAAUCAAAAUACAUUAAUUCAGUUUAUUUUUUUUUUAGUUUUUUAAAGAAAUUAACGCACCUAAGUAUUAAACUGUGAAGAGAUCUGUGUUAGUUUUUAUUUUAUUUAACUCUCUUAUUAAAAAUAUCUCAUCUUAGGAUCUUAUGUUGACUCUCAGAAGAUGAAGCCUCAGCCUAAAUGAAGACUAUUGGAGAGAGACACGCUGAGUCUAUGACAAGGUUUUAAUAAAUAAUGGCCAAAUCUGUUAUAGCUACCAGAACUAUUUACAAAGCUUCUAGGUUCAUCCUGGGUUGGUUGUUUUUGAGUCGAACUUGCUAACUUUGUGGCAAUCAUCCUGUUGGUUUCUUCAUAGCUUGACUGAAACUGUUUUAGUUAAGCUGUAUUAGUAUCUGAAGAAGCCAACAGGAUGAUUGACGAAACGUUAGAAAGUUUCAACAACCGACGCAUGAGGAAUCCAGAAUUUUUAUAAAUAGAAUUACAGUAGUCUGUGGAAGUGUCUUUGAAAACAAAUUAUGAUCAGAAUUUUUUUUAGUAUGCAUGCACGAUUUUUAUAAAUAUGAAGCGGCUGUUGAUGCAACCCAACACAUGGCAAUGGCAUAAACCAUGGCUAAGAAUGAUCACGAUAGCCAAUUGUAGCAAUAAUUCUUAUUGCUUGUUUUUGCAAUUUAAAAAUAACACACAAAGGCGAAGAAUGACCCCACAGGACCGCUCCAUAACUUAUACUAUAAUUAGGUGCUUGACAUCAAUCAAUCCUCUUAGUCGUUUCAGAACGAAUAGUCUACUGGUAAAUUUUGCUUUCAAUUCACCAACAUGUUCUGACCAAUUUGGUCUGUCAUCGUUAAUGACACCAGGUAGUGUAGCUGAACUACCAUUUGUAAUAGCUCUAUUAGUUGAAAUCGUCAUGUCUUGGGUCCUGUCAAGUUUCAUUUUUUAAGGCGUUAAUUGCGUUGUUAUUAUUUUCCACAACCAGCGAGACAUUUGUCACAUAAUUUACAGAUUAUCGAAUAUUUUUAAAAAUAAGUAUAAAUAUUUAAACUUGUUCUUUGUUGGCUUCCAUUAAAUUCUAUAAUAUGUUUUUAAAAAAGAGUAUUAUUCAUGCUUUCUGAUCAACGGCAUUUGAUAUUCUAAUUUUAAAACCAAUUAUACAAUAACCAUGGAAAAAUGUUUAGUAUUUGUUGUAUUCUGCUGUUUGUAUCAUAUUCAUAGUGAUAAUAACAAUAAUAAUAUUAUUAAGUGGGAUAAAAUUAGGAUAAAAUAAAGGUAUAUUUUCUAAAAUAUCAAAACACAUAUACAUAAAGUUUUCAAUUCCCAGGACAAAAAAGUUUUUGAUACUUCGGUGCCUAAUAGUUCCCGGUACCAGUCCCGACAAUAAAAAUGGUGUUAUAUAUAGCGAAGGUUGUAUAUAAGCAACUCAUUUGAAUCAAUUUCAAUAAAAAAGUUUUUUUAUUGGGAGAAGUUGCUUAGAGUAUAAAAAUACUUACUGUCUGGAAAAUGUUUUAUUUUGCAAAAGAAAACAUUUUAUUGUUAUUAUCAUAUAAGUGUAGUUAUUAAUUAUACUAAAGAAAAAAAUGAACAUUUAAAUUUUAAUAAAUCAACAUUAGUACAGCACUAAUUGCCAAAAUAAUCAAAAACAAUGACUUGUUUUGUAACAAAAGAACGUCACUGCAGGGGUAAGUCUUUUUCUUUUGCCCAUUCUAUCACCAAAUUAAGAGAAUUUAUGACAUCAUUGUUGUUUGUAUUGGAGUCAUCCGACUUUUCUUCAUUUUCUUCAACAGGAGUAGUUUCACUUUCUAGUUCAGGAUUUUCUCCAAAGUUCGCUUGUUCCGCUUGGCCACUCCAUAAUUUCAGUAUAUGUUAAAUUACAAUCAUUAAAUAUCGAAUUGUACAAUCUUGCCAAGGGAAUAUCGUCUUCAAGUUUAUAAGAAAGAAUGUUGUAUUGAACUUCAUCACUUGACGAAAAAAGAUGUUUAAAUGAAUUUUGUAUAACUGACACAGAAAUUUCAUUCAUGCCUGCACCACUAAAAUUCACCAAACAUUUUUCAAAUUUAUAUUUUUCUGUGCUGAGACUAUUCCACCUUAUGCAGUCUUGUAUCUAAGGCUGCAAAACAUGCAAGUAUAUGCUUGCGAUAGCGUCGGUUUUGUGAUCUUAUCACAUUUUGAUCUAGUGGUUGCAAUAAUGGUGUGUUAGUAAGGGAAAAAAUAUAAUUUUGAAAUUCGUGGCAAGUUGCAUUAUCUACUAAAAUAACGGCUUUUACGGGAGGUUUUUAGUGUCGAGUUACUGAACGUAUGAAUAUAUCAUUAUACCAGUCGCAAAAAAGUGUAUAAGUUUUUUUUAUAUUUUUGAAGCAACUUGGAAAUUUCGAUUUACAUAUCAUUAUCAAAUCUAAUUUGUGAUUUUGGGCAAGCUUUUAUAGACGAGACAACUUUCGUGCUAAUUACAUAUUUGUUUGAAUUAGCCAGCUCCACAUUGCAAGAGAUACCGUAGCGUUUUUGAAAUUCUUAUAUAGAGUGUUCAUUGUAUUUAUAUAUGCGCAAAAAUAAACAAAAGAAACAAAAUAGCAAGAACGGUCUCUUCAAUAAAGGUACAAAUAAAGAUAAUAUAAAACGCUAUUAUAUUUGAGGCACAUACGAGCGAUUUGUAGCAAAUGAUACAGCUGUUGAAAAUGAUUUUUAUGAUUGAAAACUUGUGGAUGAUAUGGUUAUUAAAUAUUCAUGAGUUAAUUGCAGAUUCCGGCCAAGAAAACCACCAAUAUAUCUCAGGAACCUCUUCAAUACUGCUGCCAGUGCUGUCAGCUUGUUAUGAUUAUUUGGAAAUUUCGAGAUUUUUUAAUUUUUUUAAAUUUCAAGCGCAAUCAAUUUUUAAAAAAAUAUACCGGAUGAUGCCAUUAAAAAAAACGGAACUUUAGCUCGCAUCCUAAAAAUUAUAGUUUUUACAAAAAAAAUCUAGACUAGAUUCCACGUAAAACGAUCUAUAAAAUUCUAGUAUUAUAAUUACGUAAGUGGCCAAAUUUUAUAUUUCUCCCUAUAUCUCAAAAACAAAGGCAGCUGGGAUUGUUUUGACAAAGGCAUCGUUUGUUUUCAAGAAAAUUGAGCAAAGUAUCGCGAAAAUAUCGUCACAAAUAGUAGCUGAGAUACCCCGCAAAACAACGAAAAGUGGACACACUGUACACUCUAGAAAUUAUUCUGGAGUUCAUCAUGUUUUUUAUGAAUUGCUUAAGAGGGAUUUUAUAUGGUUGGCAAAUGGUUUGCCACCCAUUUUACUGAAUUUGUGUACAUCUCACUUCGUGCAUGAUUUCUUUUAUGGGGUGCUUUGCGUUAGUCCUUGUACGUUGUGAACAAGCCUCCAGCAUUCAAGUGCAACAUUUUUAAUCCGUACAUUCAUUGUAUUGCAGAGUGGUAUACAGGGUGGGUCAAAAUUGUGAGACAAAUUCCUUGUGAAAAUAUUGCAUAAAAUUAGUUUAACUUUUAUACUUAAGAUUUUUUCAAUUGUCAAUGAACAUAGAGAAAAGAGUUAUUUUGCAAAUUACAAUUGUUAUCAAAAAUAAACAAGAGAGAAAAAAUUAUCCAAAGUAGGUUUUUUUUUAACGAAAUGAAACCAUCGGGGUACAUGAUGAAAAUUUAGAGGCAGGGGGGAGGUGACACUUAGUUUUUCCGCCAUUUUGCAUAUGAAGACAAAAUAUACGAAAAUGUGUGAAAUUUAUAAAUAAAAAUGAAAAAUGAAGAAUCGCAUUAACGGGUUAACGGGUUGCCCUAUCUGUUCGACUGACAGACCCUGUUAUAAAGUAAUAGAUAUCUAUAUAUAUAUAUAUAUAUAUAUAUAUAUAUAUAUAUAUAUAUAUAUAUAUAUAUAUAUAUAUAUAUAUAAAUUAAACUUUCAAUUAACAAGAGUAAAGCGUAUUAAACUGGAAAAUAAAAAAUACAAAACCAGGGCGGCUCAAAAUUUCUGGAUGUCACUCCAAAAUCUUUGAAUAGUUUCAACCCUGAUCCAUCAUUCUUUUGUCGUUUUCUAGGACCUUCUGGUCAUAGAGUUUUUAUAAGCCUUCCACAAAAUUCUACUGGUAUUGUUUCCCAAUUUGCCUUAAUUUUUUUUGCUUAUUUCUUGUUUUAUUCUUGCCAUAAGUUCAAAGAUUCUUAAUAGGAUUGAUAUCUGGAGAUUGGGACCACGAAAGGAAAUGUAUUGCUUUUCUAGAAGUAUGUUUUUGAUCAUUAUCCUAUUGAUACUUCCAUAUAAAGAGCAUAUUAUCCUAUGCAAAUGGUAACAUAAUCUCGGUAACCUCCUUCCUCCAGUCAAUUGGUCCUACUCCAUAGCAAGCAACUUCAGAUAAGUAGCCUUCUAACAUAUCGCCUGCCAUGAGACCCUAUUAAAUUUAAUUUUAAAUUUAAAUUAAAUUUCUUACUUCCCGCUUUACCAUUCCAAUUGAAAUGAUUUUGAGCAACUUUUCUUGUUGCUCUGCCAUGCAGGACUCGCCAGUUCAGUUUUAAUGGCAGUAGAUGACAGGUCGUUUUUAGAAGUUCGAACAAUGUCUUCAUAACAGGUUGUUUUGGUUAGUUGUAUUUCAAAAAAAUAUGACGCAAACUUUUAUGGAAAAUUUAAACUGGCCCCAUUUCUAUUUCCUGUAUGUAUAGGGUGGGCCAAAUUGGACACAUUUGAAGGAAAUACUAAUAUUAUUGCGCAGAAUUUAAUUGCUUAAAUAUGUAUAUUUUUAAUACUAAUAUUUCAUUAGUUAUCAACCGGUUUUUAUAUGGGUCACCCUGUAUAUUUGUUGGGUCAUUAAAAGGAACUUAAAAUCGCCUUUUCAAAAAUAUACCAUACUUGAUAUUCUUCAAAGAAACAGAAGUUUUGAACUUUGAAGAACUAGGCUGUUUGGCCAAAUUCUGAUUUUUAACUAGGUUUUAGUUUAAUGUUUGAAAUGAAUUUCGAAAAAUCUGUAAACUAACAUCUAACGUUCGUUCUUCUCAGUCUUUAGCUUUUAUGUUGACGUUGUAAAAUUAUUUUUAAAGGCGCCGGAUGUCCCAUAGAAAAAAUCUUUUUUUUGUUGAUAACUAAUUAAAUAUUAGUUUUAAAAAACAAAUAUUUGCAGCAUUUUUUUAUAAACCACCAAAACCACCCUAUAAUUCUGAAACGAUCUAGAUAGCAGUGCGGUUUUUACCAUUAAGUGUUUUAUGAAAAUUGCUUUCUAGACACCGGUAUUAAGUAGUUUUCUCCGAUUUUCUCUAUAUGGGGCAGUUUUCCAUGAAAAGUAUCCAGUUUGACCCACUCUGUACAGUGUGUCCCAUUUUUCAUGGUUUUACGCAUAUAGCUAUUAGAUGAUACGGUAAAAAUUGAUGCAUUUAAGGUGGCUAUGGGAUAAUCUUCCGUCCCUGCCCCUAAAGCAACGUACAUUUUGCUCCAUUUUGUUAAAAUUUGUCUUUGAAUUUAACAAUUGAGUAGAAACAGGGAACGAGUAGGUACUCAGCUACUCCUCAACUUUCUAAAUCUUACGUUGAAAUUCAGAUUGUACAAGUUAAAGUCAAUAGACGUUUCAAAUUCAAGACAUGUUCUGCCAAAGAUGCUCAUAAUUAUGAUUAUGGUAAUUUUUAGACUCCAGUGACCUUAAAACUGAGCAUUGUGGCACUUGCUGCAGUUGAUAGCUCUCCUUAUUACUCAACACAUUGUAUUGUACAUGAUAAAUACUUAAUACUUUUGCUCUUGAGAGACAGUUUUGUUUGAGUGAUUGUAUCACUAGUAGCUAUAUGAUUUUACGGACCUUAUAUAUAUAAAAAUAUGCGUGUUGUGCUUUUCGAAACCCAAGGCUUCUUUUUCAUUGAAUGAUGGUAGAAAUCUUGUUUUUUUUGCAUUUGCAUUUUUGGCCACCGCGUUAACUUAUCGAAAAGGUAAAAACUAGUAAGGUUAGGGCUUUUUUACGUAGGACCCAGUGCCGUAGUAGUUUUGUAUUAUUUGAUAUGCAAACUAUACAUGUCCAUUUUUAUGUCUUGUAAUAAUUUCAUUGGACUUAUUUCGAUUUUUAAAAUAAUAUGGAACACGAGGUUUUUUUUUUAUUUUUUUCAUGCGUACUUAUCGACAAAGUGAUCUUGAUAGGGCUACGUAGGACCCAGUGACGUAGUCAAUUUUUUUCGGAUACAAAUUUUGAUGGACAAACUAAACUUCCCUUUUUUUAAUUGCAAUAGCCUUUAUGUCUCUUGAGCAUUUCAUUAGGCUAUAUGAGGUUUUCAAAAGUAUGGAACACAUGUGCCGUAUUUCAAAAACAAUGCAUAUAUCUCUAAGCUUGAAGGCCAUGGAAAAAAGGUGUCUGUUUGCCUAAUGUACUUUAGUUUUCAAACAGUCGUAACAUUUGGAAUUUAUUAUUUUCAUUUCUUAACGGGGACAGUCGGUACAUUCUUAAUAAACCGGGCUGCUCAGAAAAGCCGUUCUGCUGGUAUUAAAUACUCUCGGUAGUGGUGUACGUGUUAUAAAUAAACAAAAAAUCGGAUUAAAGAAGUUGCACUGUAUUUCUGUCGAUUAUCCGUGUUGAUAAGAAGUAGGUCAAAUGUAUUAACAAUUCUUCUGAUAAGGUUAUUAAAGUUAUAAUUUUAAUCCGAUUAAUACUAAAAUAAAAUUUCACGACAUUGUAAUUAAUGUGCCAAGAUUUACAAGAGUUAAAAUUAAGUGUAUCAAUGGUAUCAAAUGUUUUUGAAAAAUUGUCCCCACCGAAACCAGUGUUUACCCCGCCUUUAAGAAAAGGCGAAGAUUCGUUGAGAAAGAAAAAAGAGUGACGUUAAAAAUUUGUCCCUCGUUUUUUGUUGGUAUUAUAAAGCACUGUUUACCAACGUGUCUGUAUUGCGCUAUACAUACUCACUAAAUAAGAUGUUGGUGUGCUACUUUCCGGGACCACACGCAUCAGUGGCGUUAAUUCAUUAAUUAUUUAUUACUUUUCCUCUAUUCGCAAAGUUAUUAUUAUUCAAAAGACAUACCGGCGCUAUGUCGGUGGUGAGAUCAGUUGCACUUUGCAUUUAUUUGAUAAAAGAAAGUUGGUUCGAUAAGGAGACGACUUAUUGUGAUAUAAGUGUGACUUAAAUGUACAGCCGCUUAAAAUUUUGUUAAGUAUUGAUGGAUUUGUUUGUCCUCAUGUCAUUUGAGUUAAUAAAACUAGUCGUUACUAGAGGUAACUUUGUAUUAAUUGCUGCGUUAGAACUCGCAUCCUACCUACAUAUUUUUUAAUUGGAAGCCCUGUAAAUAUUU